UUCACGGUACUGCUACUGCAAAGUUAUGCUAAACCUGAUUCCAAAUGAACCGUUCGCGCAUAAAAUCUGCCCGGCAAUUAAGAGCCAAUGAGCAAUUAGGAAGAGGGUUGGAUUCGUAACCAAUGGAAUUGGAGCGUGGGCGGGACUUGGGGGGCCGCCCCGCUUCGCAUCACAUGAGCGGGUUUCGGGUUCCGGGUUUCAGGUGCCGGUCUGUCGGCUUGGGGGUGAGGAUGGUGUCGCUUGCGCUGCUUUUCGUGCUUUUGUCCGGGCUCGGCUUGGAGCUGGCACUCGGAGGGCGGAACAUGUGGCUGAUCAAGCAGAAGGUUCUGGAGUCCCGGGAGCAGAGAGCCCAGAAGUAUCUGCUGGAGAGGUGGAAGUCCUUGGCGGCCAUGGGCAGCGGUGACCGUCUGGAGCCCAGUGAGGAGUUCUUCCAGCAACCACUAGAUCAUUUCAACAGGCAGAAUAAUGCCACUUACAAGCAGAGAUACUGGGUGAACGCGGAGCUGUGGGAGCCAGAAGAGGGUCCGGUGUUCCUGUAUAUUGGCGGCGAGGGGUCCCUGUCGGCCUACUCUGUCUUGGCAGGCGAGCACGUGGAUCUGGCGCACAAGUACCGGGCCCUGCUGGUCUCGGCGGAGCACCGAUUCUACGGAGCCAGCAUCAACCCCGACGGACUGACCGAGCAGAGCCUCCGCUUCCUGAGCAGCCAGCAGGCGCUGGCCGACCUGGCCACCUUCCAUGCCUUCAUCUCCCAGAAGUACAAUCUGACGAGGCGCAACACUUGGAUCUGCUUCGGGGGCUCGUACCCCGGCUCGCUGUCUGCUUGGUUCCGACUGAAGUUCCCUCACCUGGUUUAUGCUGCUGUUGCCUCGUCUGCUCCUGUCCGGGCCCAGCUGGACUUCACCUCCUACAAUAAGGUGGUGUCUCAGAGUCUGUCCAACCCGGUGGUCGGAGGCUCUCCCAAGUGCCGGGACGCCGUGACGCAGGCCUUCUCCCAGCUGGACCGCGCCCUGGCGCAGGGCGAAGCGGCGAGGCUGGAGUCUGACUUCCGGUCCUGCCAGAGGCUGGGCGGCGCCGGCGACUACUACGAGCUGGCCAGCAACCUGGCCGACGUCGUCAUGGGGACGGUCCAGUACAACCGGGAGCAGCUGGGCUACGACAUCGGCAGCCUGUGUCAAGUGAUGACCAACCCAGCGCUGGGCUCGGCCUACCAGAGGCUGGUGAUGCUUAACCAGGGCUACCUGAAGCAGAUGAGUAAGAACUGCACGGACAACUCUCACCAGAACGCCCUGGAGCUCCUGCACAGCACUGUGGUGAAACCCUUUGGCGUCGGGGAAAGGCAGUGGUACUACCAGACCUGCGCCGAGUUCGGCUACUACCAAACCUGCGAGGACGAGAGCUGCCCCCUCUCCCGCUGGCUGACGCUGCCGUCUCAGGUGGACAUCUGCGCCCAGGUGUUUGGCAUCAGUGCCGGCAGUGUACAGGGUGCAGUUGCCUUCACCAACGAGUACUAUGGAGCUGACGAGCCCAAGUCCAGCCGUAUCAUAUUUGUCAACGGUGACAUCGACCCCUGGCACGCCUUGAGUGUGCUGAAGAACCAGUCUCGCUCGGAGCUGGCGGUCCUCAUUAAUGGCACCGCUCACUGUGCCAACAUGAACCCCCCCGAGAAGGACGACCCGCCCUCCCUGCAGCAGGCCCGAAAGAGAAUCGAUGAUCAAAUCGGAGUGUGGUUGGCCAGGAGUCGCUCGAGUCCGUGGUAGCCGGGACCCAGGGUGCCUUUCACAAGAAGGGAAAUCUUCUUAUCCUCCGCAUCAGACUGUUUGGGAGUCAAACUUCAGAAAUCACAGGGUCCUGUUCUACAGAUCUAAGCUACCUGGUGGCCAUACACUCCGCUCAUACCUCAUCCAACGCACCCAGCCGCUGACGUGUUGAGGGUUUGUUUUGUGGGUUGGCUUUAUAGUGGUUUGUUUGGGCUGGGUUCGGAGGACAGACCACCACUGCCCCCUACUGGUGACUGUCUCCCAGUGCAGGCACCAACCUGACAGCGGGAUGACCGGUAUCCAUGGCUACAACACACCAAAACUUUUCUUCAAACUUCCUUUCUCAAAGAGACUCGAUUUAUUUUGUUUACAAAAUCUACUCAACUGCAUUACAGCUUUAAAGCUUCUAAAAUUUUAAAUGAAGAUGUGAUUUAAAACUGAAUUGUUUGUAAUUAUUUAAAUAAAAUGUUCCCUUGGC
Molecule: messenger RNA, 2235 nt
Organism: Mobula hypostoma (lesser devil ray)
Lineage: Eukaryota; Metazoa; Chordata; Chondrichthyes; Myliobatiformes; Myliobatidae
Gene: prss16
Product: serine protease 16
Biological process (GO): proteolysis
Cellular component (GO): endosome; lysosome
Molecular function (GO): dipeptidyl-peptidase activity; serine-type exopeptidase activity
Source: RefSeq, a predicted model, not a curated record